GAUUUCUUUUGAUGGAAUCUAUGCAAAUAUGAGGAUGGUUCAUAUCCUAACAUCAGUUGUUGGAUCCAAAUGUGAAGUACAAGUGAAAAACGGAGGUAUAUAUGAAGGAGUUUUUAAAACAUAUAGUCCUAAGUGUGAUUUGGUACUUGAUGCUGCACAUGAGAAAAGUACAGAAUCCAGUUCGGGGCCAAAGCGUGAAGAAAUCAUGGAGAGCAUUUUGUUCAAGUGUUCAGACUUCGUUGUGGUGCAGUUUAAAGAUAUGGAUUCCAGCUACGCAAGAAGAGAUGCGUUUACCGACUCUGCUCUCAGUGCCAAAGUAAAUGGUGAACACCGAGAAAAGGCCCUGGAACCCUGGGAUGCAGGUGAACUGGCAGCCAGCGAGGAUCUGGAGCCCUUGGAAAAUGAUGUGUCAAACGGAUGGGAUCCCAAUGACAUGUUUCGGUAUAAUGAAGAAACUUACGGUGUGGUAUCUACCUAUGAUAGCAGUUUAUCUUCAUACACAGUGCCCUUAGAGAGGGAUAAUUCAGAAGAAUUUUUAAAACGAGAAGCACGGGCGAACCAGUUAGCAGAAGAAAUUGAAUCAAGUGCCCAGUACAAAGCUCGAAUGGCCCUGGAAAAUGAUGAUAGGAGUGAGGAGGAAAAAUACACGGCAGUUCAGAGAAAUCCUACUGAACGUGAGGGGCACUGCACCAACACUAGGGAAAAUAAAUAUAUUCCUCCUGGACAAAGAAAUAGAGAAGUCAUAUCCUGGGGAAGUGGGAGACAGAAUUCACCGCGUGUGGGCCAGCCUGGAUCAGGCUCCAUGCCGUCAAGACCCACUUCUCACACUUCAGAUUUCAACCCGAAUUCUGGUUCAGACCAAAGAGUAGUUAAUGGAGGUGUUCCCUGGCCAUCGCCUUGCCCAUCUCCUUCCUCUCGCCCACCUUCUCGCUACCAGUCAGGUCCCAACUCUCUUCCACCUCGGGCAGCCACCCCUACACGGCCGCCCUCCAGGCCCCCCUCGCGGCCAUCCAGACCCCCGUCUCACCCCUCUGCUCAUGGUUCUCCAGCUCCUGUCUCUGCUAUGCCUAAACGCAUGUCUUCAGAAGGACCUCCAAGGAUGUCCCCAAAGGCCCAGCGACACCCUCGAAAUCACAGAGUUUCUGCUGGGAGGGGUUCUAUAUCCAGUGGCUUAGAAUUUGUAUCCCACAAUCCACCAAGUGAAGCAGCGACUCCUCCUGUGGCAAGGAGCAGUCCCGCAGCGGGGACGUGGUCAUCGGUGGUCAGUGGGGUUCCAAGAUUGUCCCCUAAAACUCACAGACCCCGGUCUCCCAGACAGAACAGUGUUGGAAAUAGUCCCGGCGGGCCAGUGCUUGCUUCUCCCCAGGCUGGCGUUAUUCCGACGGAGGCCAUGGCCAUGCCAGUUCCGGGGGCUGCGUCUCCUGCGCCUGCCAGUCCUGCAUCCAACAGAGCUGUUACCCCAUCUAAUGAAGCUAAAGAGUCAAGGCUUCAAGAUCAGAGACAGAACUCUCCUGCAGGGAAUAAAGAAAAUAUUAAGCCCAGUGAAACAUCACCUAGCUUCUCAAAAGCUGAAAAUAAAGGUGUGUCGCCAGCUGUUUCUGAACACAGGAAGCAGAUCGAUGAUUUGAAGAAAUUUAAGAAUGAUUUCAGGUUACAGCCAAGUUCUGCUUCAGAAUCUAUGGAUCAACUACUAAACAAAAAUAGAGAGGGAGAAAAAUCAAGAGAUUUGCUCAAAGACAAAAUGGAACCAAGUGCUAAGGAUUCUUUGUUUGAAAGUAGCAGUGGUAACUGCACCAGUGGUAGCAGCAAGCCAAAUAGUCCCAGCAUUUCUCCUUCAAUUCUCAGUAAUAUGGAGCACAAGAGGGGGCCUGAGCUCACCUCCCAAGGAGUUCAGACUUCCAGCCCAGCGUGUAAACAAGAUAAAGAUGAUAAAGAAGAGAAGAAAGAUGCAGCUGAGCAAGUUAGGAAGUCCACAUUGAAUCCUAAUGCAAAAGAGUUCAACCCUCGUUCCUUUUCUCAGCCAAAGCCUUCUACAACCCCAACUUCGCCUCGGCCUCAAGCACAACCUAGCCCAUCUAUGGUGGGUCAUCAACAGCCAACUCCUGUUUACACUCAGCCUGUUUGUUUUGCACCAAAUAUGAUGUAUCCAGUCCCAGUGAGCCCAGGCGUGCAACCUUUAUACCCAAUACCCAUGACGCCCAUGCCAGUCAAUCAAGCCAAGACCUAUAGAGCAGGUAAAGUACCAAAUAUGCCCCAGCAGCGGCAAGACCAGCAUCCUCAGAGCACCAUGAUGCACCCAGCCUCAGCCGCAGGCCCGCCGAUUGUGGCCACUCCGCCAGCCUACUCCACGCAGUAUGUUGCCUACAGUCCCCAGCAGUUCCCGAACCAGCCACUGGUUCAGCAUGUGCCACAUUAUCAGUCUCAGCAUCCUCAUGUCUAUAGUCCUGUAAUCCAAGGUAACGCCAGGAUGAUGGCACCGCCGACACAUGCCCAGCCUGGUUUAGUGUCUUCCUCAACCACUCAGUACGGGGCUCAUGAACAGACGCAUGCGAUGUAUGCAUGUCCCAAAUUACCAUACAACAAGGAGACAAGCCCUUCUUUCUACUUUGCCAUUUCCACAGGCUCCCUUGCUCAGCAGUACGCGCACCCUAAUGCCACCCUGCACCCCCACACUCCGCAUCCUCAGCCUUCGGCGACACCCACCGGGCAGCAGAGCCAGCACGGAGGGAGCCAUCCGGCGCCCAGUCCUGUCCAGCACCAUCAGCACCAGGCUGCCCAAGCUCUCCACCUGGCCAGUCCGCAGCAACAGUCAGCCAUUUACCAUGCGGGGCUUGCACCCACACCCCCUGCCAUAACGCCUGCCUCCAACACGCAGUCACCACAGAGCAGUUUCCCAGCAGCCCAACAGACUGUCUUCACAAUCCACCCUUCUCACGUCCAGCCAGCCUAUACCAACCCGCCCCACAUGGCCCACGUACCUCAGGCUCAUGUACAGUCAGGAAUGGUUCCUUCUCAUCCAACUGCCCAUGCGCCAAUGAUGCUAAUGACGACACAGCCACCCGGCGGUCCCCAGGCCGCCCUCGCUCAAAGUGCACUACAGCCCAUUCCAGUCUCGACAACAGCGCAUUUCCCCUAUAUGACGCACCCUUCAGUACAAGCCCACCACCAACAGCAGCUGUAAAGCUGCCCUGGAGGAAGCCAAAGGCCAAAUCCCCUCCCCCCUUCUACUGCUUCUACCAACUGGAAGCACAGAGAACUAGAAGUUCAUUUUGUUUUUAAAAAUAUAUGUUGAUUUCUUGUAACAUCCAAUAGGAAUGCUAACAAUUCACUUGCAGUGGAAGAUCCUUGGACCGAGUAGAGGCGUUGUAGGAACUUGUGGGCUGUCCCGUAAUCCCAUGCGCUAUUUCCAAGUCCCGCAAGUGCCCCAGCUCUGCUUGCCGAAACUGGAAGUUAUUUAUUUUUUAAUGGCCCUUGAAAGUCACGAACACAUCAGCUAGCAAGAGAAGUAACCAGAGUGAUUCUUGCUGCUAUGACUGCUUUAAACAAAAUCAAGACUUGGAAUACCCUUUUACUAACCUUGACAAAAGGUUUCAGUAAAUUCUUACCGUCAAACUGACGGAUUAUUAUUUAUAAAAUCAAGUUUGAUGAGGUGAUCACUGUCUCAGUGGUUCAACUUUUAAGUUUACUUUGUAGAUAACAUAAAAUAAAAACUUAAAAAAAAUUUAAAAAUAAAAAAAGUUUUAAAAACUGA
Messenger RNA from Ochotona princeps (American pika), 3751 nucleotides. It is a transcript of the gene ATXN2, whose product is annotated as ataxin 2. Lineage: Eukaryota; Metazoa; Chordata; Mammalia; Lagomorpha; Ochotonidae. The record is from RefSeq and is a predicted model, not a curated record. Gene Ontology annotation, biological process: cytoplasmic stress granule assembly. The coding region runs from base 29 to 3181 and encodes 1050 amino acids. Gene Ontology annotation, cellular component: cytoplasmic stress granule. Gene Ontology annotation, molecular function: RNA binding. The transcript has 23 exons.